UAUCACUUAUCCAAUACCACGUGAUAUAUUUUAAAAUUUUCUUUUUAACAUUCACGAUGGGAGAUUUUAAAAAAGAAUAUAUUCGCCUUAACCAUGAACAAAAGGAAGAAUUAUCUCAUGUCCUAAAAACGGUGGACUCCAAAGGAACAGGUUACAUAAGCCUUAAGGACCUGGGCGAUGCAUUUAACGCGGUGGGAAUCAAAAUCCCGCCGUAUGAAGUUAGGAAAAUGGCGUCAGAUUGGGAGCGAAAGAAUAGCAAGAUCCCGGAUGGAAAACUUCAGUUUAGCGAAUUCGAAAAGCUCUACCGCGACCUGAAAUCGAAAGAAUUUGCCACUACUUUUAAAUCCAUGGUCUCCAAAAAGGACAAUUUGGUUACCCACGGAGGAAUGUCUGAAACGUCCAGCGAGGGUACCACCCAUACCGUGAAGCAAGAGGAGCAGGUGGCAUUUUCCCACUGGAUUAACACGAAUUUGGGUGGAGACAAAGAUCUAAAUCACCUACUACCCAUUGAACAAGAAGGGAUGGAUUUAUACGAUAAGGUGAAAGACGGAAUUCUCUUAUGCAAAAUCCUGAAUUUUUCGUGUCCCGAUACCAUCGAUGAAAGAGCCCUCAAUAAAAAGAACCUAAACGUUUACACCAUGCACGAGAAUCUGGUGUUGGCCAUAAAUUCGUCCCUGGCCAUAGGCUGCAAUGUUGUUAACAUAGGUGCUGAUGAUUUAACCAAAGGAAAGCCUCAUCUGGUACUGGGACUUCUUUGGCAAAUUAUCAGGAUAGGACUAUUUAACCAGGUGGAUUUGCAGCACUGUCCUGGUCUGAUAAAUCUUCUGAGGGACGGAGAAAAGUUGGAGGACAUGAUGAAGCUUUCCACCGAAGCUAUUCUCUUAAGAUGGGUCAAUUACCAUUUGGCAAAUGCCGGUUAUGAGAAACAGAUAUCAAAUUUUACUACCGAUAUCAUGGAUUCUAUACCGUACAUAUAUUUGAUCCACCAAAUCGCGCCGAAAGAUAAGUCCGUCAGCCUAUUAGCACUUAGGGAGUCAGAUCUUGAACGUCGUGCCGAGCUUAUGCUGAAGGAAGCCGAUAAAAUAAAAUGUCGGGCCUUUGUUUCGCCUAGGGACGUGGUUAACGGAAAUUACAAACUUAACGUGGCCUUCGUCGCUAACAUGUUCAAUUCUCACCCAGCCCUCUCGGUGGCGGAAAAGGAUCUGACCUCUUUAGAGCUGCAAGAAGACGUUAAUGCCAUAGAAGAGACCAGAGAGGAAAGAACUUACCGCAAUUGGAUGAAUAGCAUGGGCGUAUCGCCACAUGUUUACUGGCUUUACAGCGAUCUGUGCGAUGGCCUCGUUAUAUUACAAUUGUAUGACAUCAUAAAGCCGGGUAUAGUGGAAUGGUCUAAGGUUCAUAAACGGUUCUCCAAGCUUAAGGCCUUUAUGGAAAAGAUAGAGAAUUGCAAUUACGCCGUAUUUUUGGGGAAGAAGAUCAGGUUUUCUCUCGUGGGUAUAGCCGGGCAAGAUAUUAAUGACGGAAACACUACAUUGACAUUAGCUCUGGUGUGGCAAUUGAUGAGGGCCUAUACUCUUAGCCUGCUCUGCAAUCUGACAAGUAAUAAUCACAGUGGGACCCCUAAGAUUGAACGUGAAAUCAUCGAUUGGGUCAACAAUAAACUUAAAUCCAACAACAAAACAUCAAAAAUCAAUUCGUUCCAAGAUUCCUCGAUAUCGAAUGGCAAAGUUAUCAUAGAUUUGAUAGACUCUAUAAAGAGGGGAAGCAUAGAUUAUAGCCAAGUCAAAGAUGGAACAAGUGACGAAGCAAAACUAGAGAACGCUAAAUAUGCCAUAUCCAUGUCCCGCAAGUUGGGAGCCAAGAUAUACGCCCUCCCCGACGACAUAGUCGAGGUUAAUCCCAAAAUGGUUAUGACUGUUUUCGCCUGUCUCAUGGGUCGAGAUUUCAAUAAUAUACAGGCCUCCCAUCUAGGGAAUAUAGGAAAUACUAUUCAUUGCAAUGGAGCUUCUAACGACUGCGAAAGUAAGCAGGAUGAAAAAUGCGUCAAAAUAAAUGUUUCCACUUAUUCAUCGCCUCGUCUCUCUCCUACUUCUUCUCCCUUGAAAGAAUAUAAUCCCCCCUUCAUUCCUAAAGUUGUUGAAAAGGGAAAAAGUCCUAGCCCAGCCCGGUUCUCUCCCACUUCUUUCUCAAACUCUCACUCCAACUCUCCUCCCAAUUGUAAUGUUACCAAUCGCAACGUGGUCAGCAAUUUUAACAGUCGUUUAGCUGGCCCUGGUCUUCAGAAUCUUCAUCGCGUAGUGUACAGUUCGUCUUCUAACCAUUCAUCCCCCAUCGCUUCUCCGGUAUCGCCCCAACCUCCUCUUGCCUCAUUCUCUCAAAAUAACAUCACAAAUAAUGCCACCACAAAUUUUUCCAAUUUGGGUAGCAGCACAAAUUCUUAUACAAGAGAUACUAAGACUCCUACCCCGACUAGCUCCUCUGACCAUCUUAGCCCUCGAGACAGUCCGGCUUCUAUUGUUCACGGGAGAGAUAAAACUUAUGAAUCGCCUUUGAAUGAUAGCUUCGACCAAAACAACGAGAUCGAAAUGCCAAAAGAUAAUAAGAGCGAAGAUGUUAAAGUGAGCCAAUUAGAGAUUCAAAAUAUUUAUCACGAGACCUUUAACUCGGAAAUCGAUGAUGUCAGCGAAAAUAACGAGCCUGGCGACGUGAAAGAUGAUUUCAAUUUAAGACUAGAGGGAGUCAAAUACUCCUCGCCUCUUAAAAAAAGUCCCAUUCUCAAUAGUGUCAUUAACGGGGAUACCAUGGCGAGCAGUACGGUAGCGAAGGAGAGCAAAGAUUUAUCGUCUUGGAUAGGCAAAAAUGGCUCUAAUAGUUACGAGGGCGAUAGUUUCGAAGAGGGGUCCGAGGAAGAAAUUAACCCAAACCCUGGGGCAGCUUGUAAUGGCCAUAUAAAAUCGCCCAAUGGGCUUAUCACCAACAAAAGCUUUUGCUGAUAUUAAAAUUUUGGUUAGAAAAAAAACAAUGUAAAAAACGCUUUUAUAAUAAAAAUUUUUAAAACCCAUUCUUAUUAUAAUCUGUGCCUCCCUCUUUUUUUUAAAUGAAAAGUUUUUUAAAAAAAUGUUCGUUUUUGUGGUUUUACAACUAUAUUCAUAUCUUUAUAAGUAUAGAAACUUACCUAAAAUUAUUUAUUGUACAAUAUAUCGAAUACUAUUUUAUUAAUGAAAAAUCGAUGGAAGUAUGGACCUACCUAAAAUUAUUGUACGAUAUAUCGAAAACUAUGAUGGUUUUAUUAAUGUCGUUUUAAGAUUUUAAAUUCGAUGCUUCAUCACAUACAAUAAAAGUACAUCGUACAAUAUUAAAUAGCACCAAGAUAAUAAUUUCUUUUUGCCUCUUUCACACAUUCCUUUUUUUAAAUUAAAAAUUUUGUUUCUGCAAAGAAUAUCAAUAUUAAUCGGAAUCAUUUUUCCCUACAUUUCACUUGUAACAAUAUUUCUUUUUGGGAGCAUUGAUGUAUUAUUUUAUUACACACAAUCAUGUUUUUUUGAUACUUUUUAGCACCUUUUAGGAUAAUUUUUUUUUACAAUUAUACAUACUUUUUUUCCAUUCAGACACAUUUUUUUAAAAAAAUUUAAAUAUUUUGAUAAAUAAUCGUUGAUAAAUCGCUUGAGUCUGUUUUAAAAUAAAUUAAACAUAUAUUUUAAAAUUACUUAAAAUAAUUAUCUUUUUAUAUAAAUAAAUAUAAUUUUGGUAUACGGACAUUUUUUUAAAAACGAUUUUAAAGUUGUAAGGGCCACAAAACUGAAUUUUGUUUUUUUGUGGUUAUAAAUCGUACUAGCUAAUAAAAUUAUAUAUAGAUGUAAUAAAAUAAAGACAUAUUUAAUUUCUUUUUUUCUCACUAAAUUAAAAAAUCUUAAUUUUGUAUCGCUUAUUUGUGGCUCUGUGAACUCAAAAAAAUAUUUAUAUAUAUUAUUCAAUCUUUUUAUGUCAACAUUAUUGAAUACACUCAUUUAUAUUCGUAUCUUUUAAAUUAUAACAAUUAUUUGAAUAAAUAUAUAAAAACCCGAAAUGAAAUAGCUUAUAUUUUGAUAUUAAUCACUUUUUUUUAUCUUUAUUGAUAUCAUACAUACUUAAAUUUUUUUAAAAUAUAAAUUAUGAUUUAUAUUAUACACCAUUCAUUAUAUACGUAUACCUUUGAAUAAUAA
Gordionus sp. m RMFG-2023 is the source of this 4202-nucleotide messenger RNA. Its product is annotated as plastin-1-like. The transcript is spliced from 13 exons. Lineage: Eukaryota; Metazoa; Nematomorpha; Gordioida; Chordodea; Parachordodidae. Gene Ontology annotation, cellular component: cytoplasm; actin filament bundle; actin filament. Bases 57 to 2993 code for a protein of 978 amino acids. Gene Ontology annotation, biological process: actin filament bundle assembly; actin filament network formation. Gene Ontology annotation, molecular function: calcium ion binding; actin filament binding. The record is from RefSeq and is a predicted model, not a curated record.